CACCCGAGGACUAUGUAUAACUAAGUGAAGCGGGGGGAGGGAGUUAAAGCCCCGGUGAGAACGGCUGAGUAGCAGCAGGAGCAAAGGGGGGUUAAGGCUGACCCUGCCUGAGGCUCUCUUGGGAUCUGCUGGGCAUCUGAUUAAUGUUCUCAAAUGCACCAAGUGUCGAAAACAUUGCCUCCAAUGAAUUGGAUCGGAUUCUGUUUGCGGAACAACUCUUGAGCAGGAGAACUGCAUCUAUCUCCGCACAAUUGCAAAAGUCACAUUCUGUGAGCUGCUGGCCUAAGUAGGUUCUGUGUACUGUAUUGACAAAAGCGAUCCCAAAAUGCCUCUCAACGAUGAGCAGAAUGGUGACUGCGAUUCUUCCCGGUUCUCCGAAAGCACAGCUUCUUCUUCCAGCGACUCCGAAUAUUCAAGGCAGAGUUUCACCAGUGACUCUUCAAGCAAGCCCGGCUCUCCAGCUUCUACAAGCCCUCCCAAAGUGGUUACAUUUGAUGAAAUGAUGGCAGCAGCAAGGAACUUGUCAAACUUGACUCUGGCUCAUGAAAUUGCUGUAAACGAAAACUUUCAUUUGGAGCGCACUGAACAUCCACCAAACAGCUUGACUAGAAGGGUGAAGCAAAUUGUGCACCAGGCAUUCUGGGAUCGUUUGGAGGAAGACUUGAAUGAAGAUCCUCCUGAAUAUGAACAUGCCAUCAAGCUGUUUGAAGAAAUUAAAGAGAUUCUUCUUUCUUUCCUGAACCCUGGGGCUAACAGGAUGCGAAGCCAAAUCUGUGAAGUUCUCGAUGCCGACCUCAUAAGGCAGCAGGCCAAGCACAAUGCAGUUGACAUCCAGGGUCUCGCAAACUAUGUCAUUAGCACCAUGGGGAAGCUGUGUGCUCCAAUAAGGGAUCAUGACGUCAACCAGUUAAAAGCUACUGGGAACAUUGUCGUAUUGUUCAGGCAAAUAUUCCACGUUCUGGAUCUCAUGACAAUGGAUAUGGCUAAUUUUACUAUUCGGAGCCUUCGACCUCAUCUCCAGCGUAACUUGGUGGAUUAUGAAAGAGCAAAAUUCCAAGAUAUACUUGAAGAAACACCAAGUGCCCUGGACUUGACCACAGAAUGGAUAAGGGAAUCUAUACAAGAUGAAUUGUCUUCUCUUUCCUGUGAAACAUCUUCGCAUGCUGGUGCUAAUGGGAUGUCCAAAACAAAUCUGAGUCCUACUUUGGUGCUAACAAACAGCUACUUGAAACUCUUGCAGUGGGAUUACCAGAAAAAGCCUGUUCCUGAGACAUUAAUGACAGAUGAAGGUCGUCUUCAGGAGUUAACAGAGAAACUGAAUCAGCUGAAGGUUAUAGCGUGUGUGUCUCUCAUAACAAGCAACAUGUUGGCUGCAGUUAUUGAGGGCAUUCCCGAUUUUGUAGACAAACAAAAGCGGAUUUCAUUUGUGCUACUUGAAGGAAUGAAUAAGAAGAGUUUUGAUUUGAAAGAAGCUCUUAAUGCAAUAGGUAUUCGUACGUGUAGUGAAAUAAAUGAGUCGGUGACUGAGAGAGGCUUCCCACCACUAAAUAAGGAAGUGCAAACAAAUUUAGUAGGGCAGCUCUGCAACAUCAUUGAGGAAGACAAUCCUAUCAACUCCUUAAUUGAUAAACGGAUUCAUUUGUACAUGAGUAGCUUGCUUGCUUCUCCAGGCUUUCAAAAGUCUACGCCCACAAUUCCAGGAGGCCUUGCUGUGAUUCAGACUGAGAUAGAGACCAUUGGAUCACAGUAUGCCAACAUUGUUAACCUGAAUAAACAGGUGUAUGGACCAUUCUAUGCAAGUAUUUUCCGAAAACUGCUCUUCAGUGAAGCAAGCAAAGCAGAGCCUGAACCUUCUACUAACUGAAAUACUUGGGUCUCUUUUGUUCCUUCCUGGUCACAGUAUUUAUAUUGUGAUUUGUAUUCUUCUCAACGUGCAUGGCUUGCAACGAUGACUGUUACAGAGAGAUAAAUCUGUGUGUCUAAGUGGGCUAGACCAGAGAUACUAUAUAUAAAUAAAAUGUCCCUUGAAUCUGCAAAGUUACUAAAAAAAAAAAUUUAAGAAUUAAUUUUGUUUAUAAUGGCAGAUUGUAACGUUUAUUGCACUUGCUUACUGUAAAUGUAUUCUCUUGCAAACAGUUUUGACAUGUUGGAGAAAUGCUUGCUGAUGUUUUAGUAACAUGCUUAUUCCAAUGCCUUCAGAGCAAUAAAACUGAAGUUAGUGGUUCAGAUUUGAUCUGAAUUAAAAUAUUAAGCUCUUAAUCCCAACCCCACCGCUCUUUUUCCAAAUUGGCUUGUUAACAAAACCCUAUUUCCAUUCCCCCAUAUCCCUCCUUUGGUUCUGUGCUGGCAACUGUGGGGUGGGGUGGAAGGGGAUGGCUCUCAUCUGAUUGCUCCUGAACUGCUGCCUGCUUCAUAAGCAGUCUUCAUAGCAGCCCAGUUCCAAACUGCUUAGAGGUAUUAAAAAACAAACCCCCUGCAUAGUCUAGCUGGCACAUGGAAGGGUAAUAAGUGCACAUUUUUCAAGCAAGCCACAGAAAUGUUUUGAUGUAGUAGAUUGCUUGAGAGCCUGCAUUAUUAUAUGCAAACGAUAUAUUUAUAUAUAUUUGCAUAUCUCAAACUAUUCAAUAUAGGAAAGCUUCAUUACUUUGGUUAUCUAAUCAUCCCUUUUAUACCAGAAAUGAAUCAUGACUUGAACAAAAUUACUUCUAGGAAGUACAAUUUAUAAUACUAAUUCACUGUGAUCUUUUUCAAUAACAAACUUUUUAAGUAUAUAAAUUGGGAGUCUCUAAAUACUCCCAAUCGAUAUUUUAUAUCCUUAAAGUGUGUUUUUGGUAAGAAUGAAUCUUUAUUCACUUUGGGAGUAAGGUUCAAAACCAUUUGCCA
Podarcis raffonei (Aeolian wall lizard) is the source of this 2883-nucleotide messenger RNA. It is a transcript of the gene TCP11L2, whose product is annotated as t-complex 11 like 2. The transcript has 12 exons. The record is from RefSeq and is a predicted model, not a curated record. Bases 326 to 1864 code for a protein of 512 amino acids. Gene Ontology annotation, biological process: signal transduction. NCBI's taxonomy places the organism in Eukaryota, Metazoa, Chordata, Lepidosauria, Squamata, Lacertidae.